Messenger RNA from Blastocystis hominis, 207 nucleotides. RefSeq lists its product as hypothetical. Lineage: Eukaryota; Bigyra; Opalinata; Blastocystidae. The transcript is spliced from 2 exons. The record is from RefSeq and is a predicted model, not a curated record. Bases 62 to 187 code for a protein of 41 amino acids.
GAAGAGUGACUGGUGAGAAGUAGUGGCGGUCAAAGAUAGCUUGAUACAGUGCGGAGAAUACAUGAAGAGCUUGGCACCAACAUAUUCUUUUGCGAUUGACAGUGUGAUCGAGCUAUGUAUUGUGUAUCUUGAAAAGUACUUUGAAGUGCAUCAGACUUUAUUUACUCCAAUGAAAAUUAUUUUUUGAUUUACUUUGUUUUGAAAUAC